Penicillium macrosclerotiorum is the source of this 615-nucleotide messenger RNA. Its product is annotated as flavin-dependent quinone reductase. The record is from RefSeq and is a predicted model, not a curated record. Gene Ontology annotation, cellular component: cytosol. NCBI's taxonomy places the organism in Eukaryota, Fungi, Ascomycota, Eurotiomycetes, Eurotiales, Aspergillaceae. The transcript has a single exon. Bases 1 to 615 code for a protein of 204 amino acids. Gene Ontology annotation, molecular function: oxidoreductase activity; FMN binding.
AUGUUUACUCCGAAAAUUGGCUUGAUCGUGUGCAGCACCAGGAAACCACGUGCGUGUCCACAGAUUGCACAAUUUGUUGUCGACGCAGUCCAAUCCACGGCAACCCAGCAAAGCAAUGCCACCCCAAUUCCUCAACUGAUUGAUCUGGCUGAAUGGAAUCUUCCAAUGUAUGACGAAUCGGAUAUACCGUCCCAAAUCACCGAUUCUUCGCAGUAUGACCAUCAGCACACACGAGAGUGGAGCCAGGAAAUCAAGCAAUAUGACGCGUUUAUCUUUGUGGUUCCUCAAUACAACUGGAGCUACCCGGCCGUCAUCAAGAACGCCAUAGACUACCUCUACCAUGAAUGGAAUGGGAAACCAGCUUUUGUGGUCAGCUACGGCGGACAUGGAGGUGGAAAGUGUAAUAGACAUCUCAGAGAAGUCCUCCAGGGUGUGCGUAUGAAAACGAUAUCGAACAACGUUGAGCUGGCGUUUCCCGGAAGGGACAUCUUAGUCAAGGCUGCAAGAGGCAAGGAUAUUGGGCUUCAAGAUGAUGCCGAUAUAUGGAAGGAAGAACGAGGGCAAAUUCUGAAUGCAUUUGAAGAGCUUUUAAAGGAGAUUCCGCAUGUCGCAUAG